AAGUCGGUCGCUUUUAUGCCACUUAACCAACCCUAGAAUCCAUUGUCCAGCCGUCUCGCUCGCUCCUCCUCUCAAAGCUUGAGCAGUCUACCGUGAAUCCCAAAGGAAGCACUAACAUCUUUUUAUGUACUCCACGCGUCUCAGUGUGCUUAGUAGGGCGACACUCGAUUGAGGGAGUAGAUGCAGUACUUUUGGAUUGUAAGGCGCGAGGCAAGCUCGACGCASCAUUUACGUGGUUGAGAAAACAGCUUUACAUUCAUCCAAGUCGCAGGGUCUCUCAUUCCAAAAUGGAAGUAUCACUGGAAGAAAACUUUCCGUUGCCAAAUCUCGGUGAUAUUGAUUUGUCUGAGCUUAGUUGUGAUGAAACGCCUUCGCCUACUUCAAGUUCGGAGUACUCGCCUUUGAGCUCACCGACUUCCCUGGAUAUUCAGCUGGACUCACCAAUGUCUACAGCUUCUAAUGCCUCAUCGCAAUCAACCAACGGGUCUACGGAUUCGCGGCCUCCAAAUAAGCAUUCCUCAUGCUUUAGUAAAAAGAACAGCAAGCACAGCGCCAAGUGCAACACACCGCAGUGCAUCAAAAAAGAGCAUGUUUCAAUACUACGCCGAAAUGAAAGAGAAAGGAAUCGAGUUAAGCUUGUCAGUGAUGGGUUCGCAACCUUAAGAAAGCAUGUUCCAACGACACCAAUGAACAAAAAGCUCUCCAAAGUAGAUACACUUCGUACUGCUAUUGAGUACAUCAGACACCUUCAGAAAGUGUUGAAUGAAAGCCAUAGAAUCGAGAGGGAGCGAAGAUUGAUGCGUCAAGUUGGAUGGUUCCAAGAAGCCUACAAAAUACAGGCUCACAGUGGRAUGAGCGUUCUUCAGCAGAACCAUAUCAACUCAUUACUCAUGGAACUACCAGAAAUUGUUCCUUACCCAGGUCCAGUCCAGGUUAGGACAAACCCAAUGGGAUUCAAUAAUUAUUACGGCUCGAUGRGCCUAAAUCAGUAGUUAUGAGAAUAACAUACAAGAAAUACUCUUCAUUGCCAUGGAAUGAAAAAUGUAGCUGUUAAAUAUGGCGCUGAAAAAUCAAUUCAAAUUUGGUGCAUUUUGCACUAUACAAAGACUUUCGAAAGAAAAUUCAUUAAUAAACCAGUAAAGUAGGAUUAAAAAGCUUAGAAACAUAAAAUCAAUAUCAAAAAAUCAUUUAUAGUUUAGUAACUUAGUGCACCCUUUUGUAUUUUUGGAAUAUAUAUAAUGUAAGCACAUUUUUAAUUUCUUUGAUAUCCCAUGCACUUAGGACUUAGAAAUUAGUUWUCAUUAUUCUUAAAAUUUAAUUAUUUGCACAUGAUAUGUUAGUGAGGUAAUUCACAAUUUAUGUCCGUUAAUGGACAACGUAAUCAUCGAUUUGAACAAAAUUAUUUGUAGUUUAAAAGAACGUUUUUGUCAAAAACCAAAACUUUUGUAAAGUGCUAAAAAUUACUUUCAACUUUUUUCAGUUGACCAUUCUAGUCAUAUAUAAGAUAUAUAAGWUACAAUUGCCCACGGUUUUUUUUAAUCAUUAUCCGGCUUUAGGAGUUUCAUUAAGCACUUGCACUUAAUUAUUUUUCAAGGAUUAGUUAUAGUUCUGUAAAAGGUCGCACUACCAUUUAUCGAAACAUGUAAUAAYUUUUACGUCUUUGAAGUUUUUCAUACUGAAAAACAAAGCCAUUUCAUUUGAAAUAUUCCAAAGUUUUUGAUUGGAUCACAUGGAAGGUGUUUAAAGUAUGCCAACAUAUUCUUUGAAUAGGUCAGUAUCUUUUACUGAUUAAAAAUACUUUUUAAAUUAAAUAAGUUUCAAUUCUUCCAAAAUUUCAUCGCCAUUUUGGUCGAUUUUCGAAGUUUAACUGUCAAGGGAUGCAAUAUUUUUGUAACUGAAUUAACUAUUACGUUUACAUUCUCAUUCACUCAGUAAGCCACCAAUUUACUYGGGCCUAGGAAGUGCAUUUGAAAAUACAAAACUUGUUUUCGCCACUUUACAAUGUGCCAACCCACGCACGAUGUUGCCAGCUCGAGAAAUUUCUACAAGAUCAGACUUUUGAAACCCUUCAUAAAGAUAUUACACAAUUGUCGAGGCUAAUACACAAUCAUUAUAUACAACUACUAGGUCAACUAAGCACGAAAUAAGAUGACCGCGUUCAUUUAUGUAAGCAAUUGGGCGUCUUUACGCUAAGGAAAUCAAUAGAAGGCGUAUCUAUCAUUAGCAUGUAAAGACAGCUGGACCUGGGAGUUAACCAGACCUGGUAAUAGACAAUCGUAUAUAGAUAAAUAACUCACACUAUAUUCUUAAAUUUGUACAUAAAAAGUAAUAGAGCARAUAAAUGAUUAUAUAUUUUUCUAGA
Actinia tenebrosa (Australian red waratah sea anemone) is the source of this 2362-nucleotide messenger RNA. RefSeq lists its product as uncharacterized. Gene Ontology annotation, biological process: developmental process; regulation of transcription by RNA polymerase II. Lineage: Eukaryota; Metazoa; Cnidaria; Anthozoa; Actiniaria; Actiniidae. The record is from RefSeq and is a predicted model, not a curated record. Gene Ontology annotation, molecular function: DNA-binding transcription factor activity, RNA polymerase II-specific; RNA polymerase II transcription regulatory region sequence-specific DNA binding; protein dimerization activity.